UAGGGGAUAAUUGUACUAAUGAAAAAAAGAUGUCACUAUACAACACCUUUUACUAUUAGCACUUUUAGUACUUUUACCAAAAAAUAUAACAGAUACUCUUGACUCUGAAGACUUGAUUUAUAAGAAUGAUAUUAUGCCUGUAUAAUAAUAUCCCCAGUACUACAAUUAUACUGUCUCAAUUUAAGUUCAAUAUUAUUUUUGGAAAACAACUAUAAAAAUCUAGAUCUACUAAUUCUGAAUUUGAUUUAUUUAAACUAUGUCUGGAUACUCACAGAUAGAUCUAAAAUUAAACAAGGACUAUUCACAGGGAUAAGUGUAUUUUUUCUCGGUUUAAAUUAUUCUCUACCAAUAACAUGUAUCGUGAGGCUUCAGUUUUUAUGGGAGAAUGUGUGGCAAUUACUAAACCUAUCAUCGAAGGACUAUAACAAAUCCUAUUUUAUACGUAUAAAUUCGUUAAAUGCAAUUAUUAGUAUUAAUAACACAGACUUGUCAAUUAAUAUAAUAAAGAUGUGAAGCUAACCUAUAACAUUCUGUACAUAUUGUGUCGUUGGAUUUUGAUGGAAAUUUAACGAUCCAGAAAAUUGAACACGCAUAUCAGAGCAAUUCCUUAUUCCUCAGUAACAAAAAAAAUAUCAAAAUCAAAUUUUACGACUCAAACAACCCCUAAACCCGUUUCAUUCAUAACGAACAAUGUACGACUAAUAACACUAUUAAGUUAAUUCGUGUGUUUGAAUAUCCAAACCAUUGUGUGUCGGUUUCCUCUCCAGCACUCCCUAGUAGAGAAUAUACAAUUAUACACGUGAUGAAGAGAAAAGUAGGGGAAUAAGAACUUCGUGGACGAUUUUGGGGGUGUGAAACGAGUGGUAAGGUCGCGGUCGGAAUUUGUCUGAAUUGCCAAUUCUACUGACGACCCUGGUUGAACGUAACAUUUUUCAAAAUUAAUGUUAAAUAAUUAAAGUAGUUUAGUACUGUGAACGAAGAAUUGGAUGCCGAAAAAUUUAAUGUUUCAUGAAAAUGAGUAUUUCCGCCUUAGAUAAAGAUACGACAAAACUUCUAACCACCUCACAAAUAAUAACUUCGGUAUCUAAUGCAGCGAAAGAAUUAAUAGAAAAUGCGCUGGAUGCCAAUGCCAAAAACAUCGAGAUCAAUUUGACAGAAAACGGUGUUGCUUUGAUAGAAGUAAAGGAUGAUGGCUGUGGUAUUGCCAAACGAGAUGUACCUAACAUGGCUUUACAAUCUUAUACAUCCAAAAUAUGUGACUUUUCUGAUUUAGAUACAUUAGAGACAUAUGGAUUCCGAGGUGAAGCAUUGUAUGCUUUGAGUGCUGUAUCGGAUCUCACAAUUAUAACAAAAACAGAAGAAGAAGAAGUAGCCCAAUCAUAUACUAUAGAUCAUUCUGGACAUAUUGUAAAGUCUGAAUCCUGUCACAGAGCUACUGGGACAACUGUUCAAGUCAGGCAAUUAUUUAAACAAGUACCAGUUCGAAGACAGAUAAUUACUAAUUCAAAGAAAGCUAAUCGAGACAUAAAAAUAUUAGAAUCCUUAAUCAAGAGUUACGGAAUUUGUAAAUUUUCAAUACGGAUGAGUUACAAAGUAGAUAGUAAUAUUAUUUUUGUGAAACCUAGUACAACUACUCUCGAAGAAGCUGUGACAUACACUUUAGGUAAAAAAGUGACAUCUAAUAUGUCUUGGAUAAAUGUUGAAAGUACUGAGUUUAAUAUGAAAUUAAUGGUACCUAAAAAAGAAACACAGAAUAUGUUGGAAGUGUUUCAGUCAGGAGCUCAAUAUAUUUUUGUAAACAACAGGCCUAUUAAAGACAAAGAAUUAGAGAAGAUAAUAACUAAAUCGAUAUCAGAAGCAUUGGAUUCACCAUCAAAGAAGCCAAUAUUUAUUUUGUACAUUUUAAUAAAUGCAGCAAAUAUUGAUGUUAAUCUAGAGCCGAAUAAGAAUUCCAUACUUUUUAAAGACCAGAAAGUGGUUUUUGAUACACUGGAUAAAUAUAUAACAGAUUUUUAUGGAAUGCAAAGAGAAGAACAAGAAGAAAACGUUUUCAACGAAUCGCUUAACGAUUAUCAAAAAUUUUCACAAAUGAUGAGUAAUAAUGACGAAAAAACUGAGCGACCCGCGUCUAAAAAAAGAAAAUUAUGCACAGAAAAACGUGAUAAUAAACGGAUCAAUGAAUACAUGUGCACAUCUCAAAAGUCUGAUGAUAAUAUAGUUAAAGAUCUAUGUCAUGCCGCUAAUAGUAAUUCCAAAGAUAACGGAGAAGCGCAAAUUGUUAAAAAUGAGAAAAAUGAUGAAAAAGAGAGUGGUAAUAGUUGCAUGGAAAUCUCAGAAAAUUUUAAUGUUGCAUUACCAGCUUUGAAUUUGAGCGAUACAGAUUCGAAUAAUUCGCAUAACUUCGCAUUACUUUGUGGUGAUGAUAAUGAUAUUUCGAAUGAUCCGAACGACAAAAAUACAAAGAAAGACACAGACGAUAGUGCCCCAUUUGAAUUAACUCCACAUUCUGAUUCAUUCAAUCAAUUACCUAUCGUCGAUUUAGGUGAAGAUUUUAAUUUUGAAGAUGUACUAGCGACACGUAGCACAGAGACUAAGCCGGAAGAUACAAGCGAUAAAGAAAACAAGAUAGAAAGCGCGAACGCGCAUGUUUUGCAGUCAAAGAAAAAUAAAUCGGUUUCAACAAAGCGUGUUACAUUAAAAGAAUGGAGCAAGGGACAUGUGCCUGGUAUAAAGGGAGGUACGGAUGUACAACCUUACAUCGAUAAAGAGUCCAAUAAAUCGUUGGAAAGUGAAACCCAUGGAAAUACUUGCGAGGGCUUCAUUAAAUUUUCUAAUCAUAUGAAAUCAAAAAUCGUAAAGAAGAAUCCCGCUCUGACAGCAUCUCAAAUUGCGUACGCGUUAAUUAAUCUUUGGAAAAAAUUAUCAUCCGAAGAACGCGGUUAUUACAGAGAUCUCGCACAGGAUGAAAAAGUAGAGGAUAAUAAAGAAAAGGAGGAUAUCGAAGAGAAUGAAAUAAAUGCUAAAAAUUGUAACACUAAUAAAAGGUUAAAAAAAAUAUUGGAAAAAAUGAAUGCAAUGAAUAUUCCGAAUAAACACAAUUUGUUAAUGAGAACCAUUGUACCCUGGGACAUGGAUUUGAAAAAAGUAACUGAAGGUUUUCUGAACGAAAAAGUGUGUAAUAAUGCCAAUUUUAUUGUUGGGUUACUAUCCCCUAAUUUAUGGAUUGUUCACAAAUCCGCACAUAUUUGGAUUUUAGACACGAUUCGUCUAAAAAAGGAAUUAAACGUGUCCGAUGCAAAUACAAAUGAGGAGAGCACAGAGAGCAUAGAACAACUUUUGAAACAAUGGUUCUCAGAGAAAGACGAUUUGUCAGUAUUACAUCCCAUACAUUUACUUACAUAGAAUGAGAGAUUAUAAUAUAAAAUAUCAUAAUUAUAUUUAAACACGAUUAUUUCACUAAACUUGAAAUAAUAAAAUUUUCAAGACUAAACUUUACAUUUCAUUCGGCGAGAAGUGUCGAAUAAAAUCACGUGACUGGGUGGCAGGAUCGAAAUUGUGGGGCACUGUGUUCCGAUUACAUACGGAACCAACAGAAGAUACAAGUUAUUAUUUAUGUCGUUUAGGGCCUUAUUUGAAAGUUAUUGUUGUAUAAAGAAAUCAAAUAAAAUAAUAUAGAAAAACAUAGAUUUAAAUUAUAUUUAUCAAUGAAUAAAGUGUAGUUUUUAUUCACCGUCGGAUCUAUGAUACACUCCUGGUCGGAGGUGCACGACUAACCAAUGAGAUUCUUCCGCAAAUCACGUGAUCUUAUUUACAGUCUCCUCGCUGGAUAAAAAGUACAGUAAAGUCUGGGAUCGCGAAGUCGACAUUGUCGACAGUGUGCUUCCCGAAGGAAAGGUAGAAGGAUGCAAAUAAUCGUGUGAUGAAAUUAGUAAGCGGGACUUAAUUAAUUCCAAGAGGAUAACGAGCUACGGAACGGAGGCGUAGACUUAUCGUCGUUAGAGCAUAAUUUGCAGAUACUUUGAUAGAUAAGCAUUCAUAAUCGGGACGCAUCCAGAGUGUAAGAGAUAAAUUAGGAAAGAUAUCGAAACGUUCCGGACAUCCUUACAUACUCGUGCGUCCCGUAAUUAAUCACUAGUGAAAUGAUUCGUUGCGAAUGACGUUCAUCCUUUUAUCUUGUUCUCCCAGAGUAUGAUUGUGAAAACGAAUACGGAAACGUAUGCGUUCACAUUCUGUAACUAUUCCCGUUUGAAUCGACCUAGUCUGAAACUACGUUAAAGCGAGAAAUUGCAAAGUAACGAUUCAAUGUAUCGUGAAAUGUAAUCGUAUUCGAGAAUA
Messenger RNA from Colletes gigas, 4335 nucleotides. Its product is annotated as DNA mismatch repair protein MutL-like. The transcript has 12 exons. NCBI's taxonomy places the organism in Eukaryota, Metazoa, Arthropoda, Insecta, Hymenoptera, Colletidae. The coding region runs from base 1009 to 3402 and encodes 797 amino acids. Gene Ontology annotation, molecular function: ATP hydrolysis activity; mismatched DNA binding; ATP binding. Gene Ontology annotation, cellular component: MutLalpha complex. The record is from RefSeq and is a predicted model, not a curated record. Gene Ontology annotation, biological process: mismatch repair.